This is a messenger RNA of Gymnodraco acuticeps, 2637 nucleotides long. RefSeq lists its product as uncharacterized. The record is from RefSeq and is a predicted model, not a curated record. NCBI's taxonomy places the organism in Eukaryota, Metazoa, Chordata, Actinopteri, Perciformes, Bathydraconidae. Bases 172 to 2184 code for a protein of 670 amino acids. The transcript is spliced from 5 exons.
UCUAUUUUCAUAAUAAUAUUGAACAUUUUGCAUGUGUCCUUGACAUUUCCUGUCCACCCUGUCAUUAUGGGGAAACUGCCCCAUAAAAAAACAUCUGAUGUUUUCAGUGACAUCACUACCACCAUUUUGUCUUUCUUCAGUGGAGGCUGAGACAUUGGCUAGUUGCAGAGAAUGAGCUCAAAAGGAGCUGAGAUAGCGAGGAGAUAUCGGGAACGUCGUGAUGCUGACCCGGACAGAAGAAGAAAGUACCUUGAGAAAGAGAGGGACAAAUGGAAAAAAGACAGAGAGACUGGAACGAAGAAGGGUGUCAAUGAGCUUAGUGAGAGAGCGAAGAGGGCAAAAAGAAAGAAAUGGAGAGAGGCAAAAAGUCGAGACAGAGCCAGAGACAGGGCCAGUGCUUUGCUACAGUCAGAGACACCACCAGACUCCCCUGCAACUCCUGAGAAUCAGCCUGAGCCAGGGAUUUCCAGGCAACAGCGUCUAGGGGCAAGUGCUCGAAGAAGGUCGAAGAGGAAACUGAAAGAUCAGAUUGAAAUAUUGGAGGCACAGCUCGCAAAAGAGAAAACUAAAACUGAGAAAUAUAAGAAGAGGCUCCAUAGGGCCAAGAAAGGAAGUUUGUCUAAAUCACCACGUUCAAAAGUCAAUGCUUUGUUGGGAUGUAACAAAGUGAAUUCACCCAUCAAAAGAGCUCUUAUUUUCCAUACAUCCCUGAUUGAAGAUAUUAAAAGAAAAUAUGAAAAUGCAAAAACAAACAGAGAUAAGCAGUUGAUAGCAAAAGUGAUCAGUGGAAACAUUCAGAAGAAGUACAAGCUCCAAAAGCAUGCACAGACUGCUUUUGGCCACUCUAACAAGAGAGCAAAGUAUCCUGUGGAUCUUACCUACCAUGGGAGGAGGUGCGUCAGUCGAAAUGAGUUGAGGAAGAACGUUACAUCGUUUUUUCUACGAGAUGAUGUUAGUCGAAUGACGACCGGCCGCAAACAAACAGUCACACUGCUGAAGAAAAAGAUGCAGAGGAGGUUGCUUACCGAUACAAGGAAGAACUUGCAUAGGAAGUUUCUCUCUGAGCACAUUGGCCAGGUGUCAUACACAUCCUUUUGCCGUCUCAGACCCUUUUGGGUGGUAACCCCCUCUUCCUCUGACCAUUUUAGCGAAAAUUACUCGUGCAAGUACAGCCAAGAAAUACAAUCUGUGCAUUUUGGAGGCUCACACCAGCAGGCCAGUCUGCACACUGGAGUGCUCUACACUGCUGGUGGACAAGCGCUGCACACUUUCUGCUCCAUAUCACCCUCCAGAAGACACGACCCUGUGGCCAUCUGGGCCCACCUUGAUCCAAUUCUGAAGGUAGUGAGAGAACGACACCCUCAAGUCAGCAUACUUCAUUUUUUCAGCGACGGGCCUGCAACACAGUAUCGACAAAAGGGAAAUUUCUUCUACCUCUCAACUGAACUCUACAAGUAUGGCUUCAAAGAAAUAACGUGGAAUUUCUUUGAGGCUAGUCAUGGGAAGGGGGCACCAGACGGUGUUGGUGGGGCCCUCAAGAGGUCAGCAGACCGAAUUGUGGCCCAUGGAGGAGACAUCCCUGAUGCCCAGAGCUUGUAUGACAAGCUGAAAAGCCUGGACACAUCUGUUGAGUUGUUCUUCGUCCCAGAGAGGGAUAUUGAAUCAAAGGCUCAGGUACCUGCAAUAGCUGCGGUAAAAGGCACUCUAAGAAUCCACCAAGCUAUCAGUCUGACACCCGGCCAGAUGAAAUACCGAGACAUUUCAUGCCUGUGUAAAAGGGAGGAAGGUGUUUUGGACUGCCCCUGCUUUAACCUUCAAGAGGUCACUCUAGCUGAUGUUCCUGUUUCAUCUGAUGAGUCCCCAGCAAGUGGAAAGGCACCAGAUAACCCUAGGAGACCAGCAAUGAUUGAGGUGAAGCACAUUGGAGAGUGGUGCGUCGUUAAUUACGACAAUGAAGCAUACCCAGGUUUCAUCAUGGAUGCAGAAGGGCACAGUGUGAAAGUUAAGUGUAUGCACCGCAAUGGCAUAAACAAGUUCCAUUGGCCAAGUCCCCGGGAGGACAUAUGUUGGUACUAUGACUGGCAAAUACUUUGCCUAAUACCAGAACCACAGGCUCUGAACAAGCGCUCAGUACAAAUUGAAGCGUCUGCUUGGAAGUAUGUGGAAGAGCAACUACAGAAAUGAGCCAUGUCUCUGCAGAAAGGGAGAGACUGUUUUGGAGACGCGUCUAAUUGAUCUCUCUGUAACAUGCUUUUUUUUCUUUUUUAAAUCAACUGUUCUCCACUUAAAAAUUGUUUUCUUCUUGUUCUACAGUUGAAUGUUUGACUUUCACUGUGCAGAAUGAUGUACAGAAUUUAACACAAGAAGGCCACAUUAAUGUUCUUUAUUCAGUGGCCGCAUGCAGGUAGAGUGGAUCAAAACCAGUCUGUUCAACUGGUAAUUUCCCCCUACAUGGGAUAGGACCUCUGACAUUUUCUUUUACAUCAUUUCCUUUAGAUGUAUUGCAUUUAUGAGGCCAUUCAAUGACAUUUCACAAUGUGUCCACCCUGUCAUGCCCAAGGUCCACCCUGUCAUGUCAUUGUCCACCCUGUCAUUUUCAUGUUUUAUGAAAAUAAACUAAAUAUUUUACCAAAGUUA